This is a messenger RNA of Brassica rapa (field mustard), 4119 nucleotides long. RefSeq names its product tropinone reductase homolog At2g30670-like. Gene Ontology annotation, molecular function: oxidoreductase activity. The record is from RefSeq and is a predicted model, not a curated record. NCBI's taxonomy places the organism in Eukaryota, Viridiplantae, Streptophyta, Magnoliopsida, Brassicales, Brassicaceae.
UAGGGUUUACCCAAGGGUUUAGAGUUUCGGGUUUAGGGUUUAGGGAUUAGGAUUUAGGGUUUAGUUUUUUCUUAAAAAUAUUUUUUUUGUAAUUACUACUAUUUUUAUUUUUAUUUUUUUUAUCUUUUUAUUUUAAAAACAUAAUAUAACUUGACAAUAAUUUGUUUCAUUUUAUAAAAAAUAUCAAAUUUGAAAUAACAUAGUACUAUUGGUUAUGGUGAACCUAGAGAUUCACUCUAGGAGGUGAACCCAAGAAUAAGUCAUAUUUUAAUAGAUAAAAUGAGUUUGUCAAAUCAAGGUAUCUAUCAUAAUUUGAGUGAGAUGGAUAGUAAAAGUUAUCAUAUGAGUAUAAAAUUAGUUUACUUUACUCCUAUUAAAACGGUUUUGGACAUAAAGAUAUGGAUAAGUCAUAAGAAAUCACCUUACGACCCGAAAUUUAUGUUGUUAUUAUAUUAUAUUGUUUCUUGAAAAUCGCUUAUAUUCUAUAGACUAAGAACUUAUAACUAAUGUUUAUGGUCUUAUAGAGUUAUACACUUAUACACCCUUUUUUUUGUCGACACAGAGUUAUACACCUAGCAGACUAAAUCAAAGAUAUUCUAUGAGAUCAAGAUUUAUUUUAAUAUAAUCAUAAAAUUUUAGAUAACUGAAUUCAUAAAUAGAAUUAUGAAUUAUUAUAAACUAAUAUGGAUUUCUAUAAAUACAUCAAGAGUUUUGUCCAAAAAAUGGCACAGAGUCGAAAAGCCAAAGAGGUACAAGCUUCUAAAAAUAAUUGUCUUCCGGAAGAUGACAAAAAAAAAGAAUGUCUUCUGAAACCAAUUUCUCCGAAAUCUCAAAGUAUCGGACUAUAGUUUAUAUAUAUAUAUAUAUAUAACUUAAAAUAUACAUUUAUAAAUCUGAUAAAUUAAUAAAUUUAUUUGUUUUAAGUUAGACCACUUCAAAAAAUGACAUAAUACAAUAUAUAAAUUAAAUAUUGAUUUUUCUUCUAAAUAAAAAUUAGAGAAAUUUCCUAAGAUAACUUUUUUUAAGUUUUUGUCACAAAAUAACAUUCAAUAAAGAAAAUGACCAAAAUAAGUUUUAUUAAAGACUGAAAAUGUAUUUUUACACUAGGAUUAACUAAUAUAGACUUAGGAUUUUAGAGUUAAGGAGUAGAGUUUUGGAGACAGAAUUUCAAAUUUAAAAAAAAAAAAAAAAAUUUAAAAUAAAAUAGGCUAUUUUGUUCAUUUUCUUUUUUGAUGGUUAUUUUUAUGAAAAAUCUUAAAAAAGCUAUUUGAAAGAAUUUCCCUUAAAAUUAUUUAAUGUUUUUCUUAUUGUUAUAAAGUAUUUGGUACAAGAGAGAGAAUCAAUGAUUCUUAUUCAACCGAGUCUAUAGAAAUACAUGUACAAUACAUAUAGAAUCUAGGAUACGCAAUUUGAAUACACCAGAAGAGAAAAAAUCAAACAAAAAGAACAAAUGUGUAAAGUAAAAUAUCGUACUAGUAAAUAUUUCUUCUUUUAUAAAAAAUAUUUAUUCUGAAAAAGUAAAUAAUUUUUUUUAAGUAAAUAACUUUAUAAGUUAACAAGUAACAUAGUUUUGGUAUUAUCUUAUAUAUUAAAACAGAAAUCACAACCUUGAUUCAUGUGUGAUUUUUUGAAAAAUGGACCUAAUGGACCUAUUCAUAGAAAUUCAUAUUACAUUUUAGUUCAGACUAAUAAUAAAUCAAAAUUUUAAAAUAUUUUAAUCAUAAUAUUUUAUUGUGUUUAAAGUUUUAACUGUGACUGCCUUUUCUGAGAACUAAUGUGAAUGUGAUACAUAUACCAUUAAGUUUUUAAGUAAUAGUGUACGUAUUUUGAGAUUCAUCAGAUCACGGAAUAAACUCAAAUAACCAUAAACCAGAUAUGAUUUUUCGUUUGGUGUGGUUGAUUUGAUGUAGGUUUACGUACAAAUUGCAAGAUAAUAUUGUGCAAGAGAAAUACUAUCCGCCGAAAAUGAAGCCAACCAUCCUUGGAAAAUAAAACAAUUCGGUGAGGAUUUUAUCCCAACAUUAUUUUGUUAUAAGUAUUCCUAACAUUAUUUUUGUUAUAAAUAUUCCCAAACAUUAUUUAAGCUUUAUAUUAGAACGUUUUAAAUUUUAUAGUAUAUGAGAUGAACGACAUCGAUCGGAAUAUUAGGAAAGGACUCGACAUAGUCCAAGAUCGACAGCCAGAUUAAUAUAGAAAACGUGCAUCAACCAGAAUAUUAGGAAACGACAUAAUCGAGUCCUAAAACUAGAAGUAGAAACUCUAGCACUUGAAAAUUUAUCAUGACAGCCAAAUUAAUUACGAAACUCAAAACUAGUUCACACCAAAAUUAACCAAACUACUAUUUCAAAAAAAAAAAAUAUGUAUUUUGCAUAUUACUUAAUAUAUACACAGUUGCUAUUAAGCUAUAAAAAUUUGGUUUACAUUAUUUAUUUUUGAUUAUUUUAAAUAAUGUUUAAUGUUUCCACACCUCAAAAACGUCAUUACCUACGUAUAUUUGAUAUACUUCGCCUCUAUAAAUGUUAUUUGGAUCUGUGGUCAUUCCUACUCACAUGCAAAACAAAACAAAAAAAUGGAUAAAAGAUGGAGUCUUCAAGGCAUGACUGCUCUUGUAACUGGUGGAGCCAGCGGAAUCGGGCAUGCCAUAGUAGAAGAGCUAGCUAGUUUUGGAGCUAUAAUCCAUGUAUGUGACAUAUCCGAAACACUGCUCAAUAAAAGUUUAAGCAUAUGGGAAAAGAAAGGGUUUCAAGUGAGCGGUUCAAUAUGUGAUGUAUCCUCUCGUCCCGAGAGAGAAACACUAAUGCAAACCGUCUCAAAGAUGUUCGAUGGCAAGCUGAGUAUUCUUGUGAAUAACGUUGGGGGAAUUCGCCUUAAACCAACAACAGAAUAUGUGGCAGAAGAUUUCUCGUUCCAUAUUUCAACAAACUUGGAAUCUGCUUAUCAUCUUAGCCAGCUUUCACAUCCUCUUUUAAAGGCUUCUGGAUAUGGAAGCAUUGUUAUGAAUUCUUCUGUUGGAGGGGUUGUAUCUAUGGAAUGCGGAUCCCUCUAUGGUUUAUCGAAAGGAGCUAUGAAUCAACUAGCAAGAAGUUUGGCGUGUGAGUGGGCAACUGAUGGCAUAAGAACCAACUCUGUUGCUCCUAAUUUUAUCCUCACUGAUAUGACUGCACCUGUUCUCGGAGACGCUUGUUACAGGAAGAGUUUGUUUAGUAGAACUCCACUUGGUCGCGCUGGAGAGCCAAAAGAGGUUGCAUCACUUGUGGCUUUUCUUUGUCUACCUGCAGCUUCAUAUAUUACUGGUCAGACCAUUUGUGUUGAUGGAGGUCUCACUGUCAAUGGUUUCUCCUAUCAGCCUAAGCCUUGAGCCAUACUGGGUGUGUGUCUGAAAAAUUUGUCUGUGCAAAUAAGAAGAAAGUGAUCCUUCUGUAGGAACAUUAUCUCAUUUUCCAUUUCCACAAGUUAAGGAAUCGAUGAUUCUUUUUACUUUGUUUCCUAUAUAUACAUGUAUAAACCAUAAAAUAAUAAUGAAUAAAGACAGGAUAACUUUGUUUUUUUAAAGAAAGUGUUCUUAUGUUUCGUGUUAAUGCGUUGCUAUGAUCGAGCUUUCUACUAACCAUCGAUUCCUUUUAACUUUUUUUUUUGAAACAUAAAUUUACUUUAAUUCAAACUCAAUUCUUUCUGUUACAAUAAAAAGAGGUAAUGUACCAUUCUCUUUGAUUGAAAAUAUAAACUACACAAGAAAGUAGAUAAGCAAGAUAGUUCUUCAUGAGAAAAUGAUACAGCAAAUUCAAGAUCAAGCUCGAAUGCAUCGAUAAUAUCUUCACAAUAAAACCGGACAGCUAAGAUACAUAAAGAAGCGACGUUGAGAGCAAACUAUCACCAUCGGAAAAUACACAAUUAGUCUCGAUUGCAUCUUUAGGCCCAAUACAAACGACUACACAAGAUGAAAAGCAGUGAUAAAGCAAGACUUAAAGUUCGAUAAUGAAACAAAAACGACAUCUCCUUUCAUGGACAGGAAGAAUGGUGGUAUAAGGUGCUUCUCGCUAGAGACGGUGAAUAUGAAACUAGACCCGAUGAACCCACGAUAAAUAUUUUUCAAAGAAGAGAUAUGACAAUAAACAACUA